AUGAAGAAACGCUUUGUGGACGCGAGCAGGCUGCGGAAGAUGAAGAAGCUGAAGAUCACGGAGCGUCUGUCUGAGAGUGCGUACACCUUCCUGAAGUUUAUGGUGAUGUGGACUGUGGUGCUGCUGGCGGAUUUCAUCCUUGAAUUCAGACUGGAGUACCUGUGGCCAUGCUGGCUCUUCUUCGGCAGCGUAUACACCACGUUCCACUGCCACGGCCUGGUUAUCUGUGUUGUCUUCGUCUGCGCUGCCUUCACUCUCGACAUCUUUUGUUUGAUUUUUGUUCCUUUGCACUGGCUGUUCUUUGUGGCCAGCACCUACGUGUUAUUCAAUUACAUAUGGCACACAGAGAAGGGCAUCUGCAUAUCCACGGUGUCCCUGUGGAUUAUACUUGUGUACACAGAGGCUUCUCUCCGACUCAAGGACCUGAAAACCUCUCACGCCAACCUGUCUCAUCUUUUCGCUGCACACUGGCUGGAGCAGGAGCUGAGGAAGCUGAGGGGGGAGCUGCAGGCGAGCAGGCAGAGCGAGCAGGAGCUGAGGAGUCACAUGUGCAACCUGACCAACAGCGAGAGGAGCCUGAGACCUGAGGUGUCUCUGCUCCGACAGUCCAACAUCCUGCUGCAGAGCAAGAUUCUGUGUCUGAAUAAAACCAAGCAGCGGGACAAACAGAGCGGCGUGAUGCUGGAGAAGAAGACCAGAGCGGAGACGGACGCCCGACUCUUUGCUGAGAAGCAGUUGGCUGAACUUCAGGCUCAGAAACUGGAGGAGGCCGCCAGUUCAGCCCGGAGCCUCACAAACAGGUAACACUGUGAAACCCAAAUGUUAAGGAAAAGGGUAAAAGAUCUAGAGACAGAGUACAAACAACUACAGCUGGAGUAUCAAGUGAAAGAGAAUCGGGUGGUAGAUCUAGAGAGUGAUGUUGAGGCGUUGGGAAAGUACCGCUGUGUGGAGAAAGAGACGGACAUGCUGCUGUCCACGCUGUCGGCCAUGCAGGAGAAAGCUCAGCAUCUGGAGUACAACCUGAGCGCAGAGACUCGCAUCAAACUGGACCUGUUCUCCGCACUGGGAGACGCCCGCAGACAGCUGGAGAUCGCUCAAGAUAAAGUGAUGAAGCAGGAUCGGGAGAUAAGCGAGAUGAAGCAGAAGAUCGCGGAGGUGAUGGCCGUCAGCCCCGGUGUCUCCUACAUGUCUCCCCGGCCUCAGGUGCCACAGUAUCUCACCAAGCUGCUCAACUCCGAGCGCUACAUGCUGAACCCACGAGCGCUGAUGUACCAGUGUCUGAAGAAAUGA
This is a messenger RNA of Limanda limanda (common dab), 1290 nucleotides long. RefSeq names its product macoilin. NCBI's taxonomy places the organism in Eukaryota, Metazoa, Chordata, Actinopteri, Pleuronectiformes, Pleuronectidae. The record is from RefSeq and is a predicted model, not a curated record. Gene Ontology annotation, biological process: neuronal signal transduction. The transcript has 9 exons. Gene Ontology annotation, cellular component: rough endoplasmic reticulum membrane.